CCACAAAAUUUCCCAGAAAUUCUCACAACAUUACCAAACUUGGUAGAUAUAUAUACCACUUAGUACUUACUCUUGAUUCAAUUAAAGAUCGGUCCUUUUAUAAUUAAGCUAUAGCAUUGCUCAUUUUGCUUUUUUUUUGUGAGAGUUUGUCUUAAUAUCAUCACUAAUACUAUGGCACCAAAGAAUAAGUACAAUGUUUUCAUAAGCUUUAGAGGUGAGGACACCCGUUACAAUUUCACUAGUCAUCUCCACAAAGCAUUGUCCCAAAAGAGUUUACAAGUUUACAUGGAUCAGAGGCUGGAGAGAGGUGAUGAAAUUUGUUUUUCUCUCUUGAAAGCAAUUGAGGACUCAAUGCUUUCUGUCAUCAUUUUCUCGGAAAAUUAUGCAUCUUCGAGGUGGUGUUUAGAUGAAUUGGUUCAUAUUCUAAGGUGUAAAGAAAGAGAUGGACAGAUUGUUGUACCUAUAUUUUAUCAUGUGAGUCCGUGCGAUGUCAGAAAACAAUCAGGGAGUUUUGGAGUUGCAUUUGGUGAACUUAAAGAACGCUUUAAGAGAAACUCUGAUACACAAUGGAUGAAUGUUUUAAUAUCUAUAUUAGGUAUUAUGACAGAUUGUUUUAGGAGUGAGCCGGAUAGAUUGACUCAAUGGAGGAAUGCUUUAAUAUCUGCAGCUAAUCUUUCUGGCUGGGAUGCACCCACAAGAAGGUGUGAUGAGUCUGAAUUAAUUGGGAAAAUCGUCAAUGACAUUUUGAAGAAAUUGAAUCAUGUGACAUCAAGUACAAAUGUCUUGAAUGGUCUAGUUGGAAUGGAGAGACGAAUUGAAUAUCUUGAAUCAUUGUUUCUCACCAAUAAGUCAUCAUUAGAUGCUCAGAUUGUAGGAAUUUGGGGGAUGGGUGGCAUGGGCAAGACAACUCUAGCACAUGUCUUAUUUACUCGAAUUUACAAUAAGUUUGAAGGUCAUUGCUUUCUUGAAAAUAUUAGGGAAGAAUGGCAAAACCCUAAUAGGCUCAAUUUGAAGAAAAAACUUUAUGCUGAGUUAUUGAAGGAAGACAAUAAUCAAGAUAUGGUAGUUGACCUGUUUGUGAAGGAUAGACUUUGUCGUAAAAAGGUACUUGUUGUUCUUGACGAUCUAGAUGAUGUAGAGCAAUUUGAGUACUUAGUUGGAGGUCGAGAUUGGUUAAGCCAUGGAAGUAGAGUAAUUGUCACAACUAGAGAUAAGCAAUUGCUUAAGAAUAUUGGGAUUGAUUGGAUCUACAUGGCAGAGCAACUAGAUGAUGAUGAGGCUCUUCAACUCUUUAGUUUGAAUGCAUUCAAAAGAGAUUCUCCACCAAAGAAAUAUAUGGAGUUGUCAAAAAAAGUAAUGAUUUAUGCUGCAGGCAUGCCUUUGGCUCUUAAAGUUUUAGGUUCCCAUUUGUAUUCGAAGAGCGAAGAAGAGUGGAAUAGUGCAUUGAAAAAGCUGAAAAAGUUUCCCAACAAAAAGAUUCAAAAUAUACUGAAGAUAAGCUACGAUGGUUUGGACGAUAAACAACAAGAUAUAUUUCUUGAUGUUGCAUGCUUUUUCAAAGGCAAGGAGAAGGAUUUUGUGGGAAGAAUUUUGGAUGAUGAUGGUAUGUUUGCGGAUGUCAUCAGAGAUCUCAUCGACAGAUGUCUCAUAGUUGUUACAUCUUUUGAGAGACUAUGGAUGCAUGAUUUGAUACAAGAAAUGGGAAGAGAAAUUGUUCGUGAAGAAUGCGUUAAAGAUCCUGGAAUGUGUAGCAGACUAUGGAUUACUAAAGAUAUAUGUCAUAUGUUAAGGAAGAACAAAGGGAGCGAAAAAAUUGAAGGAGUAUUCCUUAACAUGUCUGAGAUUAGAGAGAGUCAUAUCAAAUUGGAGCCUAACGUCUUUAAAGAAAUGUCCAAUCUAAGGCUACUUCAAAUAUGUGGAAUAUCAAGAGAAAUGGAGCAAUGCAAACUUCAACUUCCUCAAGGUCUUGAUACACUUCCGGAUUCUCUUAGAUAUCUUCAUUGGCUUCACUAUCCUUUAAAUUCUUUGCCAUCAACUUUUGUGCCACAAUAUCUCGUUGAACUCGACAUGCCAUCAAGCAAGUUGGAACAACUUCCUAACGAAUUUGAGCUUCUUGAAAACUUAAAAGUUGUCAAUCUUAGUUCUUCAAAGAAUCUAAUCCAAAUCCCAGACAUCUCUCGAGCUAAUAAUUUGAAGAGUCUAUGCUUGAAAGAUUGUGAGAGUUUGGUUGAAGUUCCUUCACUCAGAUUUCAACAAGCUCUUGAUCACAAGUGUUUUACAAAAGAAACGAAAGCAGCACAAAUACUUUACACCAGCUAUGGUAACAUUGAAGGAAAUUAUGUGAGACCGGGAGAAAAUAAUCACAAACCAUCUUGGUGGAAAUCCUAUAAAGCCAUAGACUACUUUCUUAAUCUCAGUGGUUGCUCUAAUCUUAAAGUUCUUUCUGAGGUGUCUGGGAGUAUUAAAUAUAUUUGUCUGCAUUCCACAGCCAUAGAAGACCUACACUCUUCAAUUUGGUCUCUUGUUAAUCUUUCUCUUCUGGACCUUAGCAAUUGUAAAUGCCUUAAGAAUCUUCCAAGUGGAAUUGGUCAGUUAGAGUCCCUAAAUCAUCUCUAUUUAGAUGGUUGCUCAUCUUUCAAAAGCUUUCCAGAGCAUCUUCCGAAGAACAUUAGAACAUUAGACUUUAGUGGAACAAAGAUAAAACAAGUGCCUUCAUCAGCCUUUGAAAAUCUAUCUAGUCUUGAGGAUCUAUGUCUAAAGAACUGCAUAGAGCUUGAAACCCUCCCAACGAGCAUUUGUAAGUUGAGCUCUCUUGUGAGUCUCAACCUAUCUGAUUGCUCAAAGUUUAAAAGCUUCCCGGAAAUCUUAGAGCCAAUGGGAAGUUUGAAAAAACUUUAUCUAGAUCGAACAGGAAUCACAAAGUUACACUUGUCAAUUGAAAAUAUUACUGGGCUUCAUUGGCUGAUUUUAAGGGAGUGCAAGAAUCUAGAGUUUAUUCCAAACAACAUCUACAAUAUGAGCCAUCUUAAAGUGUUAUGCCUUUCUAGUUGCUCAAAACUUGUUGCUUUGCCUGCUGUGACGAAGGAAUUCCAAUUUAAGAUUGAAGUGGAUCUUAGCUAUAACAACAUAGCUAAAGUCCCUAGUUGGAACCUUGGUUUAUCUUCCUUACCAUUGAUGGAAUUCGAACCAUGUGGAUCAAUGAUUGAUAGAAGACCAGUGAGUAUUGAACGACUUUCUAAUAUGGUUUUAUAUUUGUUAGAAACUUGUGACAAUAACCAAACUUUCACAUCACCUGAUUUUGAUGUCACGUCAUGUCGAUGCUUCAUUUCAUCUAGUAGAAAAAUCCCAUACCAGUAUUGUGGUUGCUCAAGAUGGAAUGUUGUCAAAUAUAAAAAUCUGGUGACAGAUUUUUGGGUUUCUCUUUUCAUACAAGCAGCUUAUUUUGGCCUAAAACCAAAGAAAAACUUUUGCCCCAGAAUGAAUUUAUGUUGUCCAGGAAAUGAACUUCCGGAAAUUUUUUUGGAUCAGUCUGAAGGAUCUUCAAUUGAUGUUUAUCUUUUUCCAAGUUCCUAUAAUUCCAACUUCAUAGGUUUUGCCUUUUGCGUUGUCAUUGAAUUUCAGCACUACUGUUUUGAUAUUAACCGUCUGAAUUUUCAAUGUGAAUACCAUUUCAAAACAAACAAUGGGGAAAGCAACAAACGUAAUUGGAGUCUUCAUCUGCCAGAUAACACUAGCAGAUUUGUAGAAAUAGGAAUUCUCAAUUCAGAUCACAUGUUUAUGGGGUUUAUUAACGAGGAGUACGAUGAGUAUUUUGGUGCAAAUCCAAUAAUAUUUCAGGUGUCGUUUAAGUUUCACCUUGAACAACAUGAUUGGGAAGAACUUGUUAAUGUUGGCAAGUGCAAAGUGAAAAAGUGUGGAAUUCAAGUGUUAAAUCUUGAACAUUUAAUUGAUUUGUUAAAUCAUAAAGAUGCAGAGGCAACUACAAGUGGAAGUGAAAGUGAGACCAUGGACUUUGGCACAGAGUACAAUAUCAACUUUGAUAAUUAUAAUCAUGAUGUAACUUAUUAUAAAACAAAACAAUUUACAGUUUAUGGUAACGACACAUUCUAUAUUCCAUUAUCAGAAUUCUUGUAGCUAGUCUUAUGUUAUCAAUAGUAUUUGUGAAGAUUAUAAUGCAUUUUAAGUGUUUCUUGUGAUGAGUUUGAGAGACUUGGUGAGGAACCAGGAUGGUGAGUUCUGUCCAAUUUUACUAUAUGUGUAUCAUCUUGUCUGUGUUAUUUUUGUUUUGGUUGAUAAAUGUGAACAUAUAUAAUAUUCUCUGUUCAUAUCUUGCAUUUUGUUUGGAGCAAAAAGUAAACACCUAAAUCACAUAUUUCUAGUUGAUCUCUUGAUCUGCAGGUUUUUUCAUAGCUCUAAUAUUUUUUAUUUGAAGGUAUAGUUAGGGGUGCAUCCUAGCUUAGCUUAUAUGUAUUGUCCCACUUAGUCAUUAACAUACUUUGAACAAUUAUAUGCUGAAGAGAAUUUUAAAAAACUUAAACUUGAAAACACGAUAGAAUUAUUAGAUGAAGAAUAAAAUGUACUGGCAAAGAAACCUGCGAGAAGGCAAGAUUUCAUCAAUUGAAAAUAAUGUAUUUUCAUCACUAAAAAAUUAAUACAUAUACUUACUGUAAUAACACUAAUAUUAAAAUGAAAAUAAUUAAUUUGCAAAUAGUAUAUGUUAAAUUGUUAAAAUUUGUGACUGGAGGUUAUCAUAAACAUGAUAUAUGCUGGAUCGGCCUCAUUUAGUGGGCCUUUAGGACCAAAAAAGGGAUUUGAGCCCAAAAGAAAAGAAAAAAAUGAGCGAAGAAAAAGAGAAGAAAAGAGAGAAAAGUUAGAGAAAGAGAUAGUGGGUUUUGGCACAUUGACUUAAAGAUUAAGUUGUUGAUUCUCAUCUGAUUUAGCUCAAAUUUUGGGUGGUGAAUCCUUGCAAGGUGCUCUAAAAAUCUAUUGACUCUGAUUUGGUGUUUGUCCUCUCUAAGGUGCACUCCCACUAUACUUAUUUGUUGAGAUCCAAACUUUUUCUUUGGUGUAUCCAUCUUUAUAGAUGAUGAUUAUAUGCAUUGUUGAUCCAAGAUUGUAAUCUUGAUGUUGUUGUGAGCCUCUAAUUAUACUAGAGAAGAACAUUGUAAUCAAAUUAUUGAACUUUGGUGAUAGUAGAGAGGAUUACGAUCCCUGUGGUUUUUCCCACAUUGAGUUUCCACGUAAAAAUAUUAGUGUCUCACUUUUAUGGUUGUUUAUGAUUUAUAUUGCUUGUGUUUCUUUGGUUAAAAUUGCUAGUUGUGGUGUUUGAUAAGUAAUCAUAUUUUCAACAUACAAAGAGGGACAAGCUUGUGUUUAUUGCAAUAGGUUUUCCCAACAAGUGGUAUCAAGAGCCAAGGUUAGUUGGUAUGAGUUUUCUUGUGUGUUGAAAAAGUCAUUAUUUUAUUCAGGCUAAAUGAAGAUCUUUUCAUUCUUGAACUCUAUAAAUAGGACCUAGUACCCAGCCAUUUCUUCAUUCAUCAAGCUGAGUUCAGAGCCUACAAGCUGCUAGGAUUACUAUAGAGUGUUAAACACUUGGGUUGAGGUUAUAAGCUUAAUCAUUAUAAGCUUAAUAAACACUUGGGAAGUAAGGUUCAUGGUAUAUUUCGGUUUCGAGGUGUAGUUCGGUCAUGGAAGCAUUCAAGGUAUUCCUUAUUCUAGUUCCUUUCUGUAUUGUUCUUAUAGUUUUUCUACUCAAAUCCUAACUCGUAUUCUUUAUUCUUGGUUAGGCAUCUAAGUUCUUGAACUUGAGGUUCUUGUUGGUAAGUAUCAUUUCGAUGGUGUAGUUUAUUCUUUCCAUCUCUUUUCCUUAGUAUACUCACCUCUCUAUUAUGGUUUUUAGGAGUGUUCCAAAGUCCCGAUCUUGUUCUCUCGUUCUGGUAUUUUGGAAAAUAGUUAUGGCGGCAGGAAGGUUCUUGGCAGCUUGGGGAUGUGUAUUGAGGUAGGAUGGAAUCGGUGGAUUGCGCGUUCGAUCAGAGGAUGAAGAUUUUUAAGUCUUUAUUUGGUUAUGAUUUCUAUGUAUUAGUUUUCCGCAUUAAAUUUUGGAACCAAUUUAUUUAAGUUAUGUUUUUUUAUUUUCAAAACAAUGAGAUCCCAUAUCCUAAGUGAAAUAUUUAUGUAUUUGAACGUUUACUUUACAGUUUUAAAUAAAGUUAUAGUGUUUUCAUC
This is a messenger RNA of Humulus lupulus (European hop), 6225 nucleotides long. RefSeq names its product disease resistance protein RUN1-like. Gene Ontology annotation, molecular function: ADP binding; protein binding. Gene Ontology annotation, biological process: signal transduction; defense response. The transcript has 7 exons. Lineage: Eukaryota; Viridiplantae; Streptophyta; Magnoliopsida; Rosales; Cannabaceae. The record is from RefSeq and is a predicted model, not a curated record. The coding region runs from base 172 to 4134 and encodes 1320 amino acids.